AUGGAGUACGGAGCAAACGUCGACGAGUUGAGAUCGUGGAAUGAGAAUGAGAUGGGUGGUCUGGGACUCGUUCGUGUUGCUCUGCGGAUGCACGGAUGGACAGGUCACGUGCUCAAGGAGUGGCUGGCUUUCAACCUCCACCCUAUCUCUCCCUGGGUAUUUAUUGCCGUUGAGCAACGCCCGGUCUUUAAAAUGCUCAGCCAAUUGUCCAGGGCCUCGGUACGCUCUCACCCCCUCGUCUCUUUCGUGCGCUUGAUUGAUGUUGUCGCUUUGGCAAUGGAACCUUUGCCAGCAGGUGGCCUCCCCUUGCUGACACACUACCCUCUGCAGCGCGCCAGCUCGGCCAUCGCCGCCGCCGCUCGGCUUUCGAGAAAGACAGUCCAGACGAGGACCUUCAUCGUGCCCACCAUAUCCCGACGAGCCGACUUCGUUCAGGAGCUCUACCUGAAGGAGCUCAAGGCCUAUAAGGUCCCCCCCGUCAAGGAGUCCGAUGCCGAGGGCCAGGUCCAAACAUUCACCAUGCCCAAGACACCCGCCUCCCCCGAGGAAGCCGAUCUCGCCGGCAGCCUCAAAGAGUACGAAAACAUGGCCGUCGAGAUCGAGGGCCAGGACCCCUCCGCACAGACCAAUGCUCACGGUGCCGCCGUCCUCCCAGACUGGCUUGAGGCCGAGGAGGAGGAGGCUCAUGGCCACUAA
This is a messenger RNA of Drechmeria coniospora, 696 nucleotides long. RefSeq names its product cellobiose dehydrogenase. The record is from RefSeq and is a predicted model, not a curated record. Lineage: Eukaryota; Fungi; Ascomycota; Sordariomycetes; Hypocreales; Ophiocordycipitaceae. The coding region runs from base 1 to 696 and encodes 231 amino acids. Gene Ontology annotation, biological process: proton motive force-driven ATP synthesis. The transcript is spliced from 3 exons.